AGGUCUACCUGCUGAACGUGAAACCAGGUGAAGGGACGUCGAGAUGCAGCUGGUGGUGUUGAUGUCACUUCCUGCUGUGCUUCAGAUGCAGCUGGUGGUGUUGAUGUCACUUCCUGCUGUGCUUCAGAUGCAGCUGGUGGUGUUGUUACUUCCUGUUCUCUCUGCUGUGCUUCAGAUGCAGCUGGUGGUGUUGAUGUCACUUCCUGCUGUGUUUCAGAUGCAGCUGGUGGUGUUGUGUUACUUCCUGUUCUCUCUGCUGGGCGGAGAUGCGGCUCCGGCUGCAGACGAGGUGACUUACCUGCCCGGUCUGCAGAAACAGCCGAGCUUCAGACAGUACUCUGGAUACCUGAGCGUGGCCGACGGAAAACACCUGCACUACUGGUUCGUGGAGUCCCAGAAGAACCCGUCCUCUGACCCGGUGGUGUUGUGGUUGAACGGCGGCCCCGGCUGCAGCUCCCUGGACGGAAUGCUGACUGAACACGGACCCUUCCUGAUCCAGGAUGACGGAGUGACGCUGCAGUACAACCCGUACUCCUGGAACAAGAUUACCAACAUGUUGUACCUGGAGUCUCCAGCAGGGGUCGGCUUCUCGUACUCUGACGAUCAGAAAUACGUCACCAACGACACCGAGGUGUCAAUGAACAACUACUUGGCUCUGAAGGAGUUCUUCCGUCUGUUUCCAGAGUUUAACAAGAACGAACUUUUCCUGACCGGAGAGAGUUACGCAGGAAUCUACAUCCCGACGCUGGCAGAGAGAGUGAUGGAGGACGCCGGCCUCAACCUGCAGGGCGUGGCGGUGGGAAACGGGAUGUCGAGCUACGAGAUGAACGAUAACUCUCUGGUGUACUUCGCCUACUACCACGGCCUGCUGGGAAGUCGACUGUGGACCGAGCUGCAGAUGUUCUGCUGCAGCGACGGGAAGUGCAACUUCUACAACAACCAGAACCAGAACUGCUCCGCCUGCCUGUCUGAGGUUCAGGAUGUGGUCUACAGUUCAGGACUGAACAUGUACAACCUGUACGCUCCCUGUCCAGGUGGAGUCCACCAGAGAGUCAGUAUUGAACGAGGUGAGCUGGUGAUCAGAGAUCUGGGGAACUCGUUCAUCAACCAUCAGUGGACUCAGCUGUGGAACCAGAAGUUACGAGGUCUGGCGACUCUCCACCUGUCUGUCCGUCUGGACCCCCCCUGCACUAACUCCACCCCCUCCUCCCUCUACCUGAACAACCGAUACGUCAGAACCGCUCUGCACAUCAGCCCCAAGGCUCUGGACUGGGUCAUCUGCAGCUCCGAAGUGAAUAUGAACUACGGUCGUCUCUACCUGGACGUCAGGAAACAGUACCUGAAGCUGCUCUCUGCUCUGAAGUACCGGGUCCUGGUGUACAACGGGGACGUGGACAUGGCCUGUAACUUCAUGGGGGAUGAGUGGUUCGUGGAGUCUCUGCACCAGCAGGUGGAGGUUCAGAGGCGUCCUUGGCUCUACAAUGAUGAAGACGGUCAGCAGGUCGGAGGCUUCGUGAAAGAGUUCGACCACAUCGCCUUCCUCACUGUCAAGGGUUCUGGUCACAUGGUUCCAUCAGACAAACCGGCCGCUGCCUUCGCCAUGUUCUCCAGAUUCAUCAACAGACAACCCUACUGACCCCUGACCUCUGACCCCUGACCUCUGCGGGUCACCUUCAGGCUGCCAUAUUUUUCCUCUGAUCAGAUUUUUUAUUUUAAUUUUUUUGUCACUGCCAGCCAAUCAGCUCUGCUGUGUUGCCUGGCAACCAGAUUGUUGCUGCAGGAAAUAAAACGUCUCGCUCUACUGGUCACUGUGGCAACGCGUGGUUGUCAUGGAAACGAAUCACUGCCCUCAGUUGAUUGAAUGUCUUGAUUGUGAAGCUUCUUUUGGUGUUUUUGUUGAUUUGAAAGGGAAAACCAGAAAAUAAAGUUUGAUCUUUAA
This is a messenger RNA of Siniperca chuatsi (mandarin fish), 1939 nucleotides long. RefSeq names its product cathepsin A (gene ctsa). Lineage: Eukaryota; Metazoa; Chordata; Actinopteri; Centrarchiformes; Sinipercidae. Gene Ontology annotation, molecular function: serine-type carboxypeptidase activity. Gene Ontology annotation, biological process: proteolysis. Bases 44 to 1636 code for a protein of 530 amino acids. The record is from RefSeq and is a predicted model, not a curated record. The transcript is spliced from 14 exons.